Messenger RNA from Cinclus cinclus, 1725 nucleotides. It is a transcript of the gene GGT1, whose product is annotated as gamma-glutamyltransferase 1. Bases 1 to 1725 code for a protein of 574 amino acids. Gene Ontology annotation, cellular component: plasma membrane. The transcript has 13 exons. The record is from RefSeq and is a predicted model, not a curated record. Gene Ontology annotation, biological process: regulation of inflammatory response; glutathione catabolic process; regulation of immune system process. Gene Ontology annotation, molecular function: glutathione gamma-glutamate hydrolase. Lineage: Eukaryota; Metazoa; Chordata; Aves; Passeriformes; Cinclidae.
AUGGCCGGUGCUUUGGUAAGGAAGAUGAAGACACGCUGCGUGGUGGUGACGGUGGUGACCGUGGUGCUGCUGGGGCUGGUGCUGUUCCUGGGGCUGUUCUUCGGGCUGCGCUCAGGGGAUGCACACACGUACAGGAGGGCGGCCGUGGCCACCGACGCGGGGCCGUGCUCCGUCAUUGGGAGGGACAUCCUCAAACAAGGAGGAUCAGCAGUGGAUGCUGCAAUUGCAGCCCUGCUUUGUGUGGGACUCAUGAAUGCUCACAGCAUGGGCAUUGGAGGAGGCCUCUUCUUCACCAUCUACAGCAGCUCAGGAAAAGUGGAAAUCAUUAAUGCGAGAGAAGUGGCUCCAAAAAGAGCAUCAGAGAACAUGUUUGGGAACAACACACAGCUGUCUCUGAAAGGAGGACUGUCAAUUGCUGUUCCAGGAGAAAUCCGUGGCUAUGAGCUGGCUCACAAACGUCAUGGCAAACUGCCAUGGAAAGACCUGUUUAUGCCCAGUGUCAAGCUGGCAAGAGAAGGAUUCCCUGUUGGGAAAGGCCUUGCUGCAGCCAUCAAAUCAAAAGAGGAGGCGAUAGAAAGCAAUCCCUUGCUGUGCGAAGUGUUCUGCAAAGGAGGGAAAAUUCUGCAAGAGGGAGAAACCAUCAAGAUGCCCAAACUAGCCAACACCUAUGAGACUAUAGCCACAGAAGGAGCAGAUGCCUUUUACACAGGAAGCCUGGCAAAGCAGAUCAUUGCUGACAUCCACAACGCAGGGGGAAUUGUCACAUUGGAAGACCUGCGGGACUACAAUGCCACAGUGAUUGAGGACCCCAUACAAAUCAAACUCGGGGAGUUCACCCUCUAUACACCCAGUGCCCCCCUAAGUGGCCCAGUUCUGGCCCUCAUUUUCAACAUAUUGAAAGGAUAUAAUUUCUCUGCUGCCAGCAUCAAAACCGUGGAGGAGAAAGGUCUGACCUACCACCGCAUCGUGGAGGCUUUUCGCUUUGCCUACGCCAAGAGGACUUUGCUGGGAGACCCAAAAUUUGUCAACAUUACAGAGGCAAUCAGAAACAUGACGUCCGAGUUCUUUGCGGAUAGUCUCCGGAGGAAAAUCACAGACAACACCUCCCACCCAGUUGACUACUAUGAGCCCGUGUAUUACACUGGAGACAAUGCCGGUACAUCCCACAUCUCCAUUGUGGCUGAUGAUGGCAGUGCUGUGUCCGCCACCAGCACCAUCAACCAAUACUUUGGCUCUGAUGUACGAUCCAGCGUGAGCGGAAUCAUAUUUAAUGAUGAAAUGGAUGACUUCAGCUCACCUUACAUAAUCAAUGGAUUUGGGAUCCCUCCUUCUCCAGCAAAUUUCAUAGCUCCAGGUAAACAGCCCAUGUCCUCUAUGUGCCCCUCCAUUUUGGUGGAUAAAAUGAAAAAGGUGAAGAUGGUGGUCGGUGCUUCUGGAGGAACAAAGAUAACUACAGCAACAGCACUGACAAUCAUGAAUUCCAUCUGGUUUGGUUAUGAUGUGAAGAAAGCAGUGGAGGAGCCCAGAAUUCACGAUCAACUGUUUCCCAAUAUCACGGAGCUUGAGCAGCAAAUAGAGGAGGGCAUAGAGCAGCAGCUGCAGCAGAGGAGGCACGGCACGGCGCGGGUGAGCGGCGGCGCGGUGGUGCAGGCCAUCCUCAGGACAGAGCGCGGAUGGGCUGCGGCCUCCGACUCACGGAAAGGGGGCUUCCCUGCAGGAUACUGA